AUGAGUUGGUGGCUAUCAGGCGUCGUCGGCGCUACACGGAGAAAACGCGGAGACACCAAUCCAUCACUCAAGUACAAAGGCUUCGCUUUGAUCGUCGGGGUCACUGGCAUCGUCGGCAACAGCCUCGCAGAGAUCCUCCCCCUCCACGACACCCCCGGAGGUCCCUGGAAGGUUUACGGGGUCGCCCGCCGCCCCAGACCACCAUGGAAUGCCGAUUAUCCCAUGGAAUACAUCCAAUGUGAUAUCCGAGAUGAAGAACAAACCCUAACACAACUCUCCAACCUCCAAGACCUCACGCAUGUGUUCUACGUCACAUGGGCCAAUUGUUCCAAUGAACAACAUAACUGUGAGAUCAAUGGCCAAAUGUUUAAAAACGUUCUCAAUGCAGUAAUUCCUAAUUGCCCUAAUUUACAACAUAUAUGUUUACAAACCGGUCGUAACCACUACAUCGGCCCGUUUGAUGAUUGGGGGACAUUGAAUGGGGUUCAGGAUGCCCCGUUUUGUGAAGAUCUUCCGCGGAUUGAAAACCCUAAUUUUUACUACACACUUGAAGAUAUAUUGUUUAAAGAAGUAACCAAAAAGGAAGGGUUAACGUGGUCGGUUCAUCGGCCGGGAGUGAUCUUUGGGUUCUCUCCUUGCAGCAUGAUGAACAUUGUAGGAAGUUUAUGUGUUUAUGCAGCUAUUUGUCGCCAUGAAGGCGAACCAUUGAGGUUUCCGGGGACAAGACAGGCGUGGGAGAGCUACCACAGCGCGUCGGAUGCUGACUUGAUCGCUGAGCAUCAUAUAUGGGCUGCGGUCGACGAGUAUGCGAAGAACGAAGUGUUUAAUAUUAGUAAUGGUGAUGUGUUUAAAUGGAAGCAUUUUUGGAAGGUUUUGGCUGAGCAGUUUGGGGUGGAGAAUGGUGGGUUGCAAGAGGAGGGAGAGAGGAGAAGUUUGAGUGAUAUGAUGAAGGAUAAAGGGGCUGUUUGGGAUGCCAUAGUGACCGAAAAGGAGCUUUUACCGACUAAAUUGGAGGAGGUUGGAGGGUGGUGGUUUGUGGAUGUUGUGCUUGGUAAUGAGGGGAUGUUGGAUCUCAUGAACAAAAGCAAGGAGCAUGGGUUUUUAGGGUUUCGGAACUCCAAGUCGUCUUUUGUUUCUUGGAUUGAUAAGAUAAAAUGCAGCAAGAUUGUUCCUAUUUGAACUUCACUUGUAUGAUAUUUGAUAUUUUGAAUUGUAAUAAAUUGGAUCAUAAGUUCAGUUUUUGGACCCAUUCAUUCCCAUGAUGCAGGUGGGAACUGGGUCGGUCCAAACGGGUUAAAUAGGUUAACUGGCUACUUUUAGUUGUUUGUCCGUGUCCCACGA
Molecule: messenger RNA, 1341 nt
Organism: Helianthus annuus (common sunflower)
Lineage: Eukaryota; Viridiplantae; Streptophyta; Magnoliopsida; Asterales; Asteraceae
Product: (S)-8-oxocitronellyl enol synthase ISY1
Exons: 2
Coding region: 1-1179 (392 amino acids)
Source: RefSeq, a predicted model, not a curated record